Molecule: messenger RNA, 1319 nt
Organism: Aspergillus saccharolyticus JOP 1030-1
Lineage: Eukaryota; Fungi; Ascomycota; Eurotiomycetes; Eurotiales; Aspergillaceae
Product: NAD(P)-dependent alcohol dehydrogenase
Exons: 3
Coding region: 96-1226 (376 amino acids)
Molecular function (GO): oxidoreductase activity; zinc ion binding
Source: RefSeq, a predicted model, not a curated record
CUACAAUCGCGGAAAGGGCACAAGAGUCUCUCAUUUAGUGACCCUCACGACUACACCACAGCAAGGCAAGCUACGUGAUCAAGAACAGCAGCAACAUGACGAUCACCGAGCCUAUCAUCGCCACCGAGGCGCUUGUCCUUCACGAGCUCCACGGGCCCCUCGUCUGGGAGACACUGCACAUCUACGACCUUCAACCCAACGAGAUCGUAGUUGACAUUCAAGCCACGGGCAUCUGCCACACCGACCUAAUGUUCAUGGACGGCGAAAUCCCCAGCCGACAGCCCGGGGUCUUCGGCCACGAAGGCGCAGGAAUCGUCCGUCAAACGGGCGAGAACGUUACCCAUAUCCGUAUCGGCGAUAAAGUCCUCCUGUCUUUUGACUUCUGCGAGCGCUGCGACAACUGCGUCGCCAGACAUCCUGCCUACUGCGACGCAUGGAGACUCCUGAAUAGCUCGGGCCAUCGGGAAGACGGCACCUCUGCUCUGCGGACGGUGACAGGAGAGGGGGUAUGGUCUAAUUUCUUCGGGCAGUCGUGCUUUAGCAGGGUGGCGGUCGUCGGAGCGCGGUGUGCGAUCCCGGUGCCGGCAGAAACAGAUCUCACGAUGCUGGCGCCGUUGGGGUGUGGUAUACAGACGGGCGCGGGAGCUGUGCUGAACGUGCUGAAAACUCAGCCGGGGCAGAGUGUCGCGGUGUUUGGAACGGGGGCAGUGGGGUUGGCGGCGGUGAUGGCGGCGAGAAUUGCGGGCGCAGAACCUAUCAUUGCGGUCGAUGUGCAGGAGAGUCGGUUGCAGAUGGCCGCAGAGUUAGGGGCCACUCAUACGAUCAAUGCGAAGAAGCAGGAAGUCGUUCUCGCGAUUCAGGCGUUGACCGGGGGUAAGAGCGUGCAGUUGGCGGUCGAGUGCUCCGGAGUGCCUGCCGUGGUGUCGGAUAUGCUUGCUUCGCUGUGUGCCCGGGGGCGCGCGGUCUCGGUGGGCAUGACAAGCGUAGCUGAUAAUGUGCAGAUCAAUCUCUUUGCUCACCUGAUGGGUGGGAAGGAGUACAUUGGGUGUGUUGAAGGCGAUGUGUAUCCGCCCGAGUUUGUGCCAUGGCUAGCGGAUCAGUAUUCUCGAGGGAAGUUUCCCGUCGAUAAGCUGAUCAAAGUAUACAAGGUCCGGGAUUAUGAGCAGGCGUUUGCGGAUGUCCACGACGGGAAAGUUAUCAAAGCUGUGCUGGAUUGGACAGAGUAGGCCAUGUUUCAGAUAAUCUCACUUCGUAUAGCUCGGCGUGGAGCAAUCGUCGCCUCGUAUAAAGUGGGGUGUAAUUAUAGCUUCGUAUAGUUC